UCAAGCCAUUUUGGCUCAGGCGGUGUUGGAUAAACUGGGAUAAAGCUUGACCCAGCGGUCCCGCGGGCCAUGCCCGGCUUGAGCGCGAAGACGGAGACGGCAGUGGAGGAGUUUUCCGCUGCGGAGGCGGAUGUGGAGGAGUCCAGCGUACACGCGGCCACCCGGCAACCACAGGAGCAGGAGGUCAAAGAUGAGGACAUCACCUGCUGCGCGUAUGUGUGCUACACCUUCUUGGCCUUCUUUGCCUACUGGUUCGGCGCCGCGCGCUUUGACCAGGACGGGGACGGCGACUUCGACGCCGCGGACGUGCAGGCCAUGAUCGACGGAGGGAGUAAGAAGCUGAUGCUCAACUUCACACGGCCGCCGCAGGACCAGAGGGCGAAGGCCCAGCGCCGCGAGCGGGCGCAGCGGCGGAGGGCGCAGCACGAGGCCGAGCGGCAGAGCAAGCGCCGCGAGUCUGCAAGGCUGCACGAGGAGCACCUCCGCGCGCACCGGGAGGCGGGCGGCGUCUCGGGGGCCGCCGGCCUCGCCGUGGAGCGCGCCAUGCACGGCGUCGUCGUGCACGCGUGGCCGGCCGGCGGCGUGCUGGAGGCCGACGUGGAGUCCGAGGCGCAGGAGGAGGAGAUCCUGGACAACCUCCGGCAGGCCGUGCCCUGCUUCUGCAUCGUCGAGGUCCUGCUGUGCCUCGUCCUCUGGGGCGCCACCGCGCCCCGGGCGAGGAGCUACGCGCCGCUGGCCUACGGCGUGGGCGUGGCGGACGGCGGCGUCCUGGCGACGCACGCGAAGGACGGCGGCACGACGCUGCUCUUGGCGGAGUGCGAGGCGGAGUGCGACGGCGCUGGCGCGGCGUGCUUGGGCAUCGCGUGGCUCCCAGGCCCGAGCCCCCAGUGCCGCCUGCUCGAGAGGCUGCCGGCGAGCGCGAGCUCGAGCGUGUUGUGCCCGCGCUCUGCGUGGGACUGGCGGGUCUACAAGAAGGACGCCUGGUCCCUCGGUGCGUCGUUGGGCCAGAUGGGAGGCGCGGAGAGCAUCUGGCCUGGGCGCACUAGCCUGAAGGCCCACCACAAUUGCGAGCACGGCUACGACAUCAGCUUCCUGUGGAGGUGGUGGAGCUAUCAGUUCACGCACGGUAGCAUCAGUCACAUGUUUGUCAAUUGUUUCAUGAUACUGGUGCUCGGCGUUCCCUUGGAGGGCUGGCAGGGUACAGGUAUGAUCGCCGUCAUGUGGACGCUGGGAUGCCUCGGCGGCGCCUGCUGCUGGGCACUUUUCGAUCCCUAUCGCGAGACAAUCGGCGCUUCUGGAGGAUGCUACUCCAUGCUCGGAAUGCACAUUGCUGACUUAGUCAUGAACUGGGGCGACAAGAAGUGGCGCUUUGGUACUUUGUUCACAUUGUCGUUGGUCUGCAGUGUGGAUCUUGCUUAUUUCUAUGCAACCUAUGAUCCUGAUGGAGGUGCAGCGUCCAACGUUGUGCAUGUCGGUGGCUUGAUCGCUGGGAUCUUGAUUGUCAUGACCUCUGGCCGCAACAUGCAUCGGAAGUGGUGGGAAACCGUUUUCAGCUGCAUCGCCUGGGUUCUGGGCAUUGGCCUCCUAGCAGGGACCUUGUUCUUCUGGUACGGCGCAAACAACCACCCCGCCAUCGCCAACCUGUGGGAUUCUUCACAGCGCCCUUGGUGUUGGAUCGGGGAGGUGUGCAUCGGUGACGACGGUGCCCACUGCCCACUGCUGGACACGCCCCCGACCUUCACGACGGGCGCCACGACCGCGCACGAGACGCGGAGGCAGUGCGUCUUCUGCACCACCAGGGCGUGCGUGGAGGGCUGGUACUCAAGCUACAUCGCCGACGACGGCACGGAGCAUUACAAGUAUUGCCCGACGGAGUCGGCGCAGAGCACCUGUGGCGACGAGUUUACCGACAGCUGGGACCUUUUCUAUCCUCCGACCAGGAGCAAGUAUCAGAGCUAAAGGACCUCACGUUGGGCUGGACCCAAGUGCCCGCAUCUGUCCCUGCGAGGUUGCCUGGCGUCCCCCUCUGGCCACGGCGUCGCCGAUUCCUUUGAGGCGCCGUACUUCGUCCCCGUCGGGGUUGCUGUGAAGGGGUGUGCGGUGUGCGGAGAGGGUGCUUCUCUCUGAGACCGGUCGCGUUUGCAGCGUGGUGCCACCACAUUCAGUCUGAUUGUGCCAUGGCUCGACAGCGGGGCUCUCGCAAGUGUGCUCUAAUGUCGAUUGCGCUUGGAGGCUCCCCAGCAGCGCUGUGGCCGCCAGGAGCUGCAGCUGCCUCCGCGCGGCUCCCAGCGGCGCCUCGUGGUCUUGUGAUACAGUCAACCCGCAUAGCAAGGAUGUAUGGAACCGAACUUUAUACACCGAUGCUUUUUUGCGGUCCCGCAUUGGGAUUCGCACAAGAAAACGGAUGAUGGUGUAUACGGCAUCCGGGUGUAUACAUGUUUUAUUGUUUCCAUGGGACAACGGGGAAACAAGUAUACACAACACCACCCCGACGUCGUCCCCGACCCGCAGAACUUCCUGGGAUUGAGCAACAGCCUGCCACUGGUAAUGUAUAUGCUCCAGUUUCCGAGGAUGGGCACUCUUCCCACGGGUAACCCUCCGCGCCGGGAACUCUGGGCUGUGGGCCCUGACAGAGCAUCACAAGAUUCAGCACAGAGAAGUUGACGGGACCUGAGGACACUCCACUUCGUCCCUCCAGGAACGGUCGCGGAUCUUACCUGCUGAGCUCUCCUGUGUCGUGUUUCGGCUGCAUAUCCUCCAGCGAGGUUUUCCAACGCGACGUUGCUCAUAGUUUCCUGUCCCGGUACUGCGCCCGAGCUCAUGUUGACGCGCGGCAGAAAGAGCUCUCCAGUAAGUCCGCAGUUGUCGGGCCCCCAAGGUUGCUGCUAACUGCUGCAUUUGAAUGAGUGGCCCGGGCCCUAGUGUCAAGGCGUUGUCCACAAGCGUCAGCCCUGUACACAGCCAGCGCAGAGAGCUUUUGACAGGGGCUGAUCUGGACAAGCAGUUGCUCUUCCCUAUGCCUGAGCACCGGAUGAAACACCAAGCGCAUUCUGUGACCCGUAUUUUCCGGUGGGCUUUGGGGCAAGGUUGUCCGUGGCGAACCGAUCGGCGCCACUUGCGAGCGACUCUUCGCCAGAGUGACCCCAUUGUGCGCGGCUUUCGGGGGUCACGGCCUCCGAAAGCCGUGUUGUCACGGUUCAUAGCACGAGGUUGUUUGUUGCUGGGCGGCCCCCGAAAAGCCGCGCAUCACAGAGCGACGCGCCUCCUCCAGCGCGUGGCCAGACUGAGAUCGACAGCGCCACCUGGCCUGACGCUUCAAUUCCGCUCGUGCGCACGGUGCUUGAGAUAUAGCUGGGUGGUUCACCAUUGCUUCUCCGAGCUCGCCAUCGUGCUGAUGUGCCCGCAGCAACAAAAAAUAGUAGACGGUAGCGUU
Molecule: messenger RNA, 3433 nt
Organism: Prorocentrum cordatum
Lineage: Eukaryota; Dinophyceae; Prorocentrales; Prorocentraceae
Source: the annotation of a GenBank genome assembly